GCCCAGGAGCACGCCGGCAGCAUGGAGCUGAGGGCGGCCGCGGCGCUCUGCCUCUGCUGCCUCUGGAGCGCCUGCCGCCUGCGCCACGGGCAGCUGGACGCCGCCGCCGUCAGGCCCCUGGCCGCGGCGGCCGCGGAAGACGCCUCCGCCGCCUCCGCCGCCGCCUCCCGGGAGCCGGAGCGCAGCCCGCGCCUCGGCCGGGCCGCCUUUCGCAACGCCACGGUCGUGCCCCACGACUACAUGGUGGCGCUUUACCACCGCCUGGCCGGCAGCAAGGAGCCGAUUCUGCCGCCCCCAGCAGCCGAGGAGGGCGAGGCCGGCCGAGCCGCGGAGGGGAGCCGCGCCGACACCGUCACCGGCUUCGCGGACCAGGCGCAGCCGCCAGAUGACUCUCCGCCCGAGGGCGGCCAGCGAUACGUCUUCGACAUCUCCAGCCUGCCCGAGCUGGACGAGGUGGUGGGCGCCGAGCUGCGGAUCCUGCGGAAACCGCCCGGAAACGGGAGCUUGGCUUCGUCCCCGGAAGGCCUCCUGCACCGCCUGCUGCUCUCCACGUGCGCCGGCCAAGAGGCAGGCCGAGAGCCGGAGCUCCUGGACGCCCGGGCGGGAGACCUCGUGGACUCGGCGGGCGACGGCUCCUCUGCGGCGCCCACGUGGGAGGUGUUCGACGUCGGGGCAGCGCUGGGGCGCCGGGCGGAGGCAGGCGGGCAGCGCCAGGCGCUCUGCUUCCUCCUGAGGGUCGUCUCGGAGCAGUCCGGGCGGCUCUUGCCCCCCGGGCAGCUGGGCUUCCGCCGGGAGCCGCCCUCGCCGCCCCACGAGAGGGCCCUGCUGGUGGUGUUCUCCCGCACCAAGCGGAAGGAGAACCUCUUCAAGGCGAUCCGCGAGAAGAUCAAGGCCUUGAGCGCGGCGGCGCCCCGCCUCUCGCUGGAGCCGCCCGACCCGGGCCAAGCGCCCCCGGCCCAGCAGCAGCAGCAGCGGUGGCGGCGGCGGCGGCGCAGGCGGCGGCGGACUGCGCUGGCGGGGCGGGCCGCCGGCGCCCGGAGCCCGGGCAAGAGGGCCAAGAGCCGCUGCAGCCGCAAAGCCCUGCACGUCGACUUCAAGGAGCUGGGCUGGGACGACUGGAUCAUCGCGCCCCUGGACUACGAGGCGUACCACUGCGAGGGCGUGUGCGACUUCCCGCUGCGCUCCCACCUGGAGCCCACCAACCACGCCAUCAUCCAGACGCUCAUGAACUCCAUGGACCCCGAGGCCACCCCGCCCAGCUGCUGCGUCCCCGCCAAACUCAGCCCCAUCAGCAUCCUUUACAUAGACUCCGGCAACAACGUGGUUUACAAACAGUACGAGGACAUGGUGGUGGAGACGUGCGGCUGCAGGUAG
Elgaria multicarinata webbii is the source of this 1374-nucleotide messenger RNA. It is a transcript of the gene GDF7, whose product is annotated as growth differentiation factor 7. Gene Ontology annotation, cellular component: extracellular region. NCBI's taxonomy places the organism in Eukaryota, Metazoa, Chordata, Lepidosauria, Squamata, Anguidae. The transcript has 2 exons. The coding region runs from base 22 to 1374 and encodes 450 amino acids. Gene Ontology annotation, molecular function: growth factor activity; cytokine activity. Gene Ontology annotation, biological process: BMP signaling pathway. The record is from RefSeq and is a predicted model, not a curated record.